AACUCGGAGCUCGGGCUGCCUGGCGGGUGAAGGCGGCGCCCCGGCUGCCGCCUGACACCCCUGCGCUGUUCGGUUGAGGAAGUGAAUUAACUUGUACCUGAAAGUCAUAUCUUGACGGCUACGUAGGCCGCCUGUCGGAUAGACCAUGUUUACAGCAAAACCUAAAAAGAAACACGCAACCAAAGGCCAGGGCGCAGCGGCAGCUAAACAGCUUGGCCUGUUUGUGGACUUUUCAUGUGAAGACAUGCUUACUGAAGGAGAUAGUAACGAUGGCGAUCUGGAAGCUGAGUUAGCUGCAAUUACUGGAGUGAAGGCAGUCACAAAACCAAAAUCCAAAGAAAAAACACCUUUGCCCAUGGACCACAUAGAACGAAUGGCUGAUGAAUGCAUGAAGGAUUUUGAUGAAAAUGAUGACGAUGAUGAUUUUGAAAAUGAUGAGGAUCUCUUGGCAGAGUUAAAGGAAGUGGUUGGGGAUGAGGAGGAAGAAUCUUCACCUUCUCCCACCGAUAUGCCAGCAUCGGUAAAGCAACAAAUUGUAUCUCAGCCUCAGUCAAGCACAGUUUCUACGAAUGCUGCUGGUUUGCAAGGUACACUGGAAGAACGAAUUCGGAUGUAUGGGAUUGCAAUUGCUAAUGCAAAGCAAGCUGGGGAAACCUCCAAAAUGAAAAGAUAUGAACGAGGACUAAAGACUCUACAGACAAUGUUGGCUUCUGCAAAGAAAGGUAAAAAAAUAGAUGAAGCAGAAAUUCCUCCCCCAGUGGCCACUGGUAAAAGCAGUGCUCCAGUCCUCCAACCUGAUGGCUUAAAUGCAGGAAGUUUGGAAGCUGAAAAUGUAGAAGAUGGAAAAGCUGAAAUUCCUGAUGAAACAGCAGCACCAGCAAAAUCUACUAAGACUGAGUUACCUCUGUCUUCCAUGCCUGAGCCUCACAAUGUUCUUGAAGAGCAGGCACCUACCACUCACUCACAGAUCAGUGAUGUGCCCAUUGCAGCAGUUAACGAAAAUACAGGGUCGGAUGAUUCAAAAACAAAAGAGCUGUUAAUUGGAAGACAGAAGGAAUAUAAAUUGGCUGCACUGAGAGCAAAGCAACAAGGAGACAUCACAAAAGCUCUAGAAUAUGUGAAAAUCUGCAAAAGGCUUGAUAUUGCGUUAAAGGCUUUGCACAACGGGGAACCAGUGGAUCUAAGUAAUUUGCUAUCAUCAUUAACAGAUACCUCAACCCAAGACAAAUCAGCAAGUCCUUCGAGGACAGUAACUAUUCCUGAUCAUCAAGAAGGUGGUCCUAAAACAGAACCUCAGGGUAACACAGAAUCAGGCCCACCACCAGCACCCAAAGACAUACUGGAAGCUCUACAGCAAAGAAUGGAGAGAUACAAAACAGCAGCAUCUCAGGCGAAAGCUACUGGAAAUGAUCGUAAGGCAAGGAUGCAUGAGAGAAUAGCAAAGCAAUACCAGGAUGCCAUCAGAGCACAUAAGUCUGGAAGAAAAGUGGAUUUUGGAGAUCUUCCAGUACCUCCAGGAUUUCCAGCUAUACCAGGAGUGGGAGGAACAUCUGGAGACAUUGGCAUCACUGGGGCACUUCAAGCUGCUUCCAGACUAGCUACUGCUGAAGCUGAGAUGGAGGAGGACGAUGGCGAGACUGGAACUCCUCAGUCCGCUGCUCAGCCUCCAGUUGCAAAGAGACCUGCAAAACUCGUAGACGAUGUGGCGCAGACACCUCCGACCUUGCCAGCAUCAGCCGAGGAAAGGCACUCCCCGAAACCCAUUCCGAAGCCAACGUCACAGGAUAACCUGGCUCAGCAAAAUAUAAUUGCCCAACAACAAGUGGAAUUUCUUGAGAAUCGAAAGAAGCAGUACAUGAAAGCUGCUUUGCAGGCAAAGCAAAAGAACAACCUGGAACAAGCAAAGCAUUUUUUUAGGACUGCCAAAGGCUUUGACCCACUGAUUCUGGCUGUCCAAAAUGGGAAACCAAUUGAUAUUUCAAAGGUUCCUUCCCCCCCUGAGGAUGAGCAGAAUGACAAUGACUUUAUAAUAGUGCAUCAUAAUGAUGUGCAGAUUUCAGCAAAGAUAGAUGAAGUAUACACACACCUUAUAAACCUUCUGAAAGAACAGUAUGAGAAAUGUAUGACAUAUUCCAAGCAAUUUACACAUCUUGGUAAUGUGGCUGAGACUACAAAAUUUGAAAAGAUGGCUGAAAAUUGUAAAAAAAAUCUUGAAAUCCUUAAACUUGGGCAAGCUCAGGGCUUGGAACCUCCAAAGUACCACUUUGAGGAGAGGACAUUUAAAACUCUACGGAUAUUUUCAGACAUUAGUAGUACUGAGAUGCUUCUCAUCAUUGUGAAAGGAAUAAAUCUUCCUGCUCCUUCAGGUGUGUCUGUACAUGACCUUGAUGCAUUUGUAAAGUUUGAAUUUCAGUAUCCUAGUACAGAGCAAGCUCAACGAAACAAAACUUCUGUAAUAAGGAAUACUAAUUGUCCAGAGUAUAAUGAGAGUUUUACACUGAAUAUUAACAGAAAUCAUCGUGGAUUUAAACGAAUAAUUCAGACAAAAGGAAUUAAAUUUGAAGUAUUUCAUAAGGGUGGAUUUUUCAGGAGUGAUAAACCCGUUGGAACUGCACAGCUAAAACUGGACAAGCUAGAAACUGAAUGUGAGGUCAGAGAAAUUGUGGAGAUUUUUGAUGGCAGGAAAUCAACUGGUGGUCGGUUGGAAUUGAAAGUUAGAAUCAGAGAACCUCUCCAGGGUCAAGAUAUGCAAACUACAACAGAAAAGUGGCUGAUUCUGGACCCAAUCGCGCGGUGAGAAUAUGCAGAUCGAUUUGUGACAUCUACCCACCUCUCACCUGCUACAGAAUGGAACCGAAUAUAUAAUUAUGAAUUGUUGCUAUUGCCAAUUUACGCAUAAAAAGCCAAAGAUGUUGUGAAGUACACUGUAUGCUGUAUUUCAUUAGUAAUGUGCAAAUACAAAGUUGCCAUUAAUGUAACGGGUAAGAGCAAGGGAAUGUACAAAAUAAAAAUAAAUUAAUGAUGAACUUG
This is a messenger RNA of Hypanus sabinus (Atlantic stingray), 3030 nucleotides long. Its product is annotated as coiled-coil and C2 domain-containing protein 1B-like. Gene Ontology annotation, molecular function: DNA-binding transcription repressor activity, RNA polymerase II-specific; RNA polymerase II cis-regulatory region sequence-specific DNA binding. The transcript has 24 exons. Gene Ontology annotation, biological process: regulation of transcription by RNA polymerase II. Gene Ontology annotation, cellular component: nucleus. The record is from RefSeq and is a predicted model, not a curated record. NCBI's taxonomy places the organism in Eukaryota, Metazoa, Chordata, Chondrichthyes, Myliobatiformes, Dasyatidae. Bases 146 to 2797 code for a protein of 883 amino acids.